AUGGCGGGGCGAAUGUAUCUCAUGACUUAUAAUUGGCUACUAUGCACCGGAUGGUUUUAUAUGUUGUGCUUAGCUUUAAAAACCUUAAUAACAGUUGAUAAAUCAGGAGGAGGAGGACACGCCCAUGUUUACCAAGCUGUUGAAAUCCCCCUUUUAUUUGCACAAUCUGCUGCCUUUUUUGAGGUACUUCACAGCUUGAUAGUUGUCAUCAAACGUCAACUAGUUUAUUUUCUGUAUUAUAUUUUGGUAUUCAAUGGUUUGGUAAGAUCUCAAAUUUCAGCUACACUGCCUCAAAUAAGUUCAAGAUUAUUUGUAGUGUGGGGAAUCUUGUAUAAUUUUCCUCAGGUUCAGACUCAUCCCUUCUUUAGCUCUAUGGUUAUCAGUUGGUGUAUCACUGAGAUUAUUCGAUAUUCUUUUUUUGCUAUGAAGGAGACAUUCGGAUCUGCACCUUUUUGGCUAUUGUGGCUCAGAUAUAGCACCUUUCUCGUAUUGUAUCCCUCUGGCAUUGCUAGUGAAAUUGGCCUAAUCUACAAAUCCUUACCUUAUAUAAAGGAAUCCGGGUUUUUGACAAUAAGGAUGCCCAAUGCAUGGAACUUCUCAUUUGAUUAUUUUUAUUGUGCGAUUAUGGUGCUUGGAGUUUACGUACCAGGGGUCCCACAUUUGUAUGGUCAUAUGCUUGGGCAGAGAAAGAAAAGUUUAUCCAGAUCGAAGAGGGAGUGAGAAGUUGAGAGAGAUGAUGGAUUUAUUUCACCUAGACGUCUAAUGGAGAUAAGUAUAUAGUUCUCUUAUGCUCUCCUUUUUUUUUCUCUCCAAUUCUUCGUUAUUAUUUGCUUUUUCAUCCUAACCUUGUAAAUCCGGAAAUAUGUUGAUGCACGACACCCUUGUAGUUCGUUAUUUACUGGACAACGUGAAUCUAUGUUCAUUGUCUCAA
Molecule: messenger RNA, 931 nt
Organism: Erigeron canadensis
Lineage: Eukaryota; Viridiplantae; Streptophyta; Magnoliopsida; Asterales; Asteraceae
Product: very-long-chain (3R)-3-hydroxyacyl-CoA dehydratase PASTICCINO 2-like
Exons: 9
Coding region: 1-720 (239 amino acids)
Biological process (GO): very long-chain fatty acid biosynthetic process; sphingolipid biosynthetic process; fatty acid elongation
Cellular component (GO): endoplasmic reticulum membrane
Molecular function (GO): 3-hydroxyacyl-CoA dehydratase activity
Source: RefSeq, a predicted model, not a curated record